Coffea eugenioides is the source of this 3237-nucleotide messenger RNA. Its product is annotated as protein ROOT PRIMORDIUM DEFECTIVE 1. The record is from RefSeq and is a predicted model, not a curated record. The coding region runs from base 98 to 1495 and encodes 465 amino acids. Lineage: Eukaryota; Viridiplantae; Streptophyta; Magnoliopsida; Gentianales; Rubiaceae. Gene Ontology annotation, molecular function: RNA binding. The transcript is spliced from 2 exons.
GGACUCCAAAGGCCCUCGCCACUAACGACAUAUCCGCCAAGCCUUCAGGCUUCAUCUAAAGCCCUAAACCCUCCCCAAAUAAAGAAAGAGAGUCGAAAUGCAUUCCUUCCUGGGAUACUCGACUAAACUCCUGAAAUCUGAAUCCACGCCCUUCAAAUCUUUCUCAGUUAUCCACAACGUUUUCCAAUGGCGAUCCAUGUCCCAAUCCACCUCUAUACCCAAGAAGCAGCAACGAGUCCGCGACCACGGAUUCGACGAUUACAUGGAAGUGGAGAAGAAAAUCCGCAAAGUCCUCAAGUUCCAAGACCUCAUUCUCUCCCAACCCAGUUCAAUGCUCUCCAUUUCUCGAUUGGACGGCCUCUCCCGCCGCAUCGGAUUCAAACAGUUGGAAGCCGGUCGGUUUAUCCUCAAAUUCCCCCACGUUUUCGAAAUAUUUGAGCAUCCUGUUCAAAGAAUCCUAUACUGUAGGCUGUCACGCCAAGCCCACCUCCAAAUUCAGCAAGAAAAUCAAGCCCUUUUGGCUCAGGUUCCUGAAUCGGUAAUUCGACUCCGGAAGCUGUUAAUGCUCUCUAAUACUGGUCGCCUCCGUUUAGAACAUGUCCGGAUUGCCAGGAAAGAGUUUGGAUUUCCCGAUGAUUUUGAACUUUCUGUAGUUUUGAAGUAUCCGCAAUUUUUUAGAUUGUUUGAUGCUGUGGAGACGAGGAACAAGUACAUUGAAACUGUGGAAAAGGAACCCAAAUUGGCUAGAUGCGCUAUCGAGAGUGCCAGGGAAAGAGAGUACAGAGAGAAGGGUGCAGAUGCAGAGAAUAUUCGCUUUUCUUUUCUUGUUAAUUUUCCUCCUGGAUUUAAAAUUGGAAAGUAUUAUAAGAUUGCAGUUUGGAAAUGGCAGAGGUUGCCGUAUUGGUCUCCCUACGAGGAUGUCUCCAAGUAUGAUUUGAGGUCACUCGAGGCACAAAAGAGGAUGGAGAAGAGGGCUGUUGCAACGAUUCAUGAGCUGUUGUCUUUGACUAUAGAAAAGAAGAUAACUUUGGAGAAGAUUGCACAUUUUAGAUUGGCUAUGGAUUUGCCAAAAAAGCUCAAAGAAUUUCUGCUUCAGCAUCAGGGAAUAUUUUAUUUAUCUACGAGGGGGAAUCAUGGGAAGUUGCAUACAGUUUUUCUUAGAGAGGCUUAUAAGAAGGGGGAGUUGAUUGAGCCAAAUGAUUUGUAUUUGGCUAGGAGAAAGUUGGCUGAGUUAAUAUUGUUGAGUCCAAGAAAGGCCAAGGUGGACAAAGCAUUGGUUACCUAUAGGAGGGACGGAGAGGAUUAUGAAAUGGAUGGUGUCAAGAGAAACUUUGUAGACAAUGGAUUCGAUGGUUUUGCAACUCAGAACAACGGCAAGCAUGGUGGGGAAUCAGAACCCCAUCUAGAUUCCGAUAUAGAUGAUGAUGGUGCUUCUGAUUACUCAGACCAGGAUGAUAAAAGCGUACGUGUAGAGGGUGACCGUUUGACAGACUAAAUGCAAUGGGGAUUUCAACAGGCUAAUGUUUGUUUGGGAUGAAAAAUGCUAUUCUUGAGCUCCUGAAGAUUGAAAUCUCCUGACAUUUCUGACCCUGCAUCGCUAACACACACUAUUGUAUCUAGGUUAUUUCCUCUAGGCAGCUUUCCUAUGUUAUAUGAGUUUACGGGACAAAGCAAGAAAGGGAACCAAAAGGUGAGGGAAACGGUGAGAUACUGUUUUUCCUCGUGUUGGCGAGUUGAUGGAGGACAAAGAAAUCUUUUUUUUUUUAAUUGUCUGGGAAAUGUUUUCUUGGUGGUAUAUUGGGAAGAAGAAUGGUGUCUUGAACAAGUUUUCUCAUCUAUCCUUUUCUUCCCACUUCCCCAGCCGUGGAGGAAAUGGUCUGACCCUUCUGGAACCGUUUGUGAAAUAAAUGACAGAAUCAAACUUACUCUGUUGGGGCGUUGAGGGAUUUGAACCUAGGCAUUUGCCUGGGGAAAGGAUGGUUAUUACCACCGGCCACUACCUAUCUUUCAAGUGUCAGCUGCAUGGUUGUACAUUAUCAUAAUUGUCCUAGAAGAUCACUGUGGCAGUGAAGUGGUGGUAAAUGCUUGGCAACUUGUUUAAUGAAUAUCAACCAUAAUCAAUAAUAUGGCUAUGAAAUGAAUACUGAACUUUGUCAUUCUCAUAUUGUUCAUUUACUCGUUAUGAAGUAUUGUAUAUUUUUCCAUAAUCAUCUUCAACCAAUAGCAAUAGAGCCCAACUUCCAAGCAUUGCCAAUCUGAUGUGUUGCUAGAUUGUUUCUCCUUGCUAAUAGCUUUGUUUACUUCAGCAGUCUUUGAAAGGGAAUAAUGAGCCAACAAAACAACCCACGGAUUAUUUAGCUUCCUAAAAAAGAUGUAUUGUAUAGCUCUAAUUAGAUGAAGGAAAAAGGAGAGCUUUCUUUCAAAAACGUAAAAUCACAAAUUUGUUGCAUCCUUAAGGGGCAAUUAUUGCUUCAAUAGGAAGACUGCUAGAAAGGAUAAAAGGACAUACUGUUAUUGAUUGGGCUGCUUGGUACAUAGUUGUGGCGAUUAAAGAAAGCUCUCCUGGGUACCUCAAAAACGAUCGGGUGUCACAGACUGUUUGUGAUGGAUUGACUAAAAUCAGAAGUUUUCUGAGGCUGCUGUAGAACCUAAUUUAUGUAUUGGCUAAGUUGAACUACAAUCAUAGAAUGGUAUCAUCACAUCACGGCUUGCUUGAAAGUUUUGGUGGUUACAUUUGAAGAUCUCUCGUGCCCGCUGGCGAUUUGCUUUUUGGUUAUUUUCUCACCCAGUUUGCUCUGUAAUUUGCUUCGUUUCUGAAGGAGUUGCAAGGCUUGUGGUGUCUUUGCAGCGAUAUUAAGAGGGGGAGGCAGCCGACUUUCAUCAAGAGUGGCUCUCUUUCACUUUUUGCAUGCACUUACCUGAAGUUAUGGAUUGGGGAAUGUAAAUUGAAUUGAUGGUGCAUCAUCUACUCUCAGACGACACUGUGGUGGCUACCUGCAGUAGCAAAGGUUUCCCUGCUUGCUGGUGUGCUCACUUUGCUUCACACGAUGGUUACUUGCUGUUUUUAUUUUAUUUUUAUUUUCUCCCUCUUUUUUUUUUUCAAGGAAAUGUAGUGAGGUGCUCGGUUGGUUUAAAAACUGAGGGAUUGAGCGUGGGUUUAGCCUUUUAGAAAGCUAACAAGAAGGAUUUCAUCAUCUGUUUUUUCUGUCAAAGUUGCAUACUCAGGUUUUCUCGUCA